Cornus florida is the source of this 1673-nucleotide messenger RNA. RefSeq names its product glucan endo-1,3-beta-glucosidase-like. Bases 69 to 1508 code for a protein of 479 amino acids. The record is from RefSeq and is a predicted model, not a curated record. Gene Ontology annotation, cellular component: plasma membrane. NCBI's taxonomy places the organism in Eukaryota, Viridiplantae, Streptophyta, Magnoliopsida, Cornales, Cornaceae. Gene Ontology annotation, biological process: carbohydrate metabolic process. The transcript has 3 exons. Gene Ontology annotation, molecular function: hydrolase activity, hydrolyzing O-glycosyl compounds.
UCCACUUUCCCUCUAAACAAACCACCACCAAUAAGACCUUUUUACCCCUGCCUAGUGCCUAGGUGUGUAUGUUUUUCUUCUUUCCCCACAUCUAUAUAAAUAACAACUCAUCACCAACUUCUUCCAAACAUCCUCCACUUCCAAACAUGGCUAAACCGUUAGAAUUCCUCAUGGUAUUCUGUAUUUAUAGCUUCUUCAUACACCGUUCUGCAGCUGCUUACUCCAUCGGCGUCAACUACGGCACCGUCGCCGACAAUCUCCCUCCACCAGCCCAAGUGGCUUCCUUCCUCAAAGCCCAAACCACCAUCGACAGAAUCAAGAUCUUCGACGCCAACCCUGACAUCCUCCGCGCCUUCGUCAACUCCACCAUCGCCGUCACUGUGUCCGUCGUCAACGGCGACAUCCCUGCCGUCGCCAAACUCCCCGCUGCCCAGUCCUGGGUCGCCAACAACAUCUCCCCUUUCUACCGCAAAACCAAAAUCAACCGAAUCGCCGUCGGCAACGAAAUCAUCGCCACUGCAGAUAAGAACCUCAUCGCCCACCUCGUCCCGGCGAUGAAAUCUCUCCACAACGCCCUCAAACUCGCCGGAAUAACUGACAUUCAGGUCACGACGCCCCACUCUCUGGGCAUACUAUCAGCAACUGAUGCGCCGAGUACGGGUCGGUUCCGACGCGGGUACGAUCGCGUCGUAUUUGCUCCGAUGCUGGAGUUCCACCGCCAGACAAAGUCACCUUUCAUGGUCUGUCCCUACCCGUACUUCGGAUUCGGUCCAAAGACUCUGAACUACGCGCUUUUCAAGCCAAACGGCGGCGUUUUCGACAACUCCACCGGGAAAAAUUACACCAACAUGUUUGAUGCGCAGAUGGACGCUGUCUACUCGGCGAUGAAGCGGCUCGGGUACGGCGACGUGGACAUGGUGGUGGCCGAGACCGGGUGGCCGUCGGCGGGCGACCCGAACCAGCCCGGCGUGAACGUCGAGAAUGCGGUGUCCUAUAACGGAAACCUCGUGAAACACGUGAACUCCGGCAAAGGCACGCCGUUGAUGCCCAACAGGACUUUCGAGACCUAUAUCUUCUCUCUCUUCAAUGAGAAUCUCAAACCCUCCACGUCGGAGCGAAACUUCGGAUUAUUCCGACCUGAUUUCACACCGGUGUACGACGUUGGCAUUUUGGUCAAUCCGCAGAAGGGUGGGCCCACACCUGCGACGCCUACGUCUCCGUCUCCGUCGUCGUCGGCGGCGUCGGAGUGGUGUGUACCGAAAGCGGACGCUAGCGAUGAAGCGUUGCAGGCGAACAUAGACUUUGUGUGCAGUCAUGGAGUAGACUGCAAACCCAUACAAGACGGUGGGCCCUGUUUCCAGCCCAACACCGUGAGAUCACAUGCAUCAUACGCCAUGAACGCCUACUACCAGUCAAAUGGUCGCAAUGAUUUUGACUGUGAUUUCGUUCACACCGGAGUUAUCACCACCGAUGAUCCCAGUUAUCAGGAAUGCAAGUACGUCUCUUGAAAGGGAAUUACAAGUGGAAGAGUUGUUACAAAUGGGUUUUGGUACAUUAACUGAGUUGAAUUUGCACCAUUGGGACUGUAUUGUUGCUAUUAAUUUAAUUUGUGCCAACUUACCUAUUAGUGUAUGUUCAUACUUAAUUCUAUAAAUAUAUCUAAUUUGAGCUUC